Messenger RNA from Oryzias latipes (Japanese medaka), 2719 nucleotides. Lineage: Eukaryota; Metazoa; Chordata; Actinopteri; Beloniformes; Adrianichthyidae. The record is from RefSeq and is a predicted model, not a curated record.
UCUGCUCACCUGGCAGGUGAAGCCAAUGAUCUUGAUCAGCACCUGCCAGGUAUUUAAGUCAGAGGAGGCCAUAACCAGGAGAGAGGCAUGCAGAGAGAGCAGAGCAGGAGGCUGAGGAACAGUGGGUUGAGUUGGAGCUGUGCUGGUUGGUUGGUUGUUUCCAUUUUUGAUUCCCUCUUGGUCCUCAGCAGUCUUAUACUGCUGGGUUUUGUUAUUUUAGUUUGGGGUUGGACCUUGGUAGUCCUUAUUUGCGGGCUUUGUUUAUUUUGUUUCAAUAGUUACAUUUUGUUAGGCAGCCUUAGCAGGGACCUGCUGACUCCGACGGUCAACGUGGCUGGGUCAGUUGUCUCCCUGAAUUAUUUUCUGUUUGGCCAAGGCUCCAAUCCCUUUGUUUUGUCUAUUGUUGGGACCAGCACAGUAAUUAUUGCUUUCUGUUUUACAGGACACAGGUUAUUUCUACCAUCUAAUAAACUGUGUUCCUAAACUUUGGUGUCCAUCGUCCAUAUGUUUUGGCCCCUUUUUGAUUUACCCCUAGACUGGGACAGGUUUGCCUGUCGGGGGCCGUAACAUAUUUGGGGGCUCGUCCUUAAAGCUUUAUCCCGCUUGACCAGUGGCAGUUUUUGUGUUGGCAAUACUUAUUUGGAGGUCUGUCUUUAUACAGCCUGUAUUGUCUUUGUCAUCUGCCCAGGGUUUUGGGGUGCUGGAAUGCGCAUUUGUGACUCGUGUUAGCACUCCGUUUUGGGGUGCUUUUCUUUGUGCCUCGUGCUGACACUUUGUUUGGGCUUAUUUGCUCAUUUGUGUAGAUUUAUUUACACAUCUUUGGACACCAGUUUGUGGUUUUUGUGUAAUCUUCUGCUUCGGUUUUUUCCCUCUCUCUCUUACUCCUUUGUUAAGCCCCUGCCUGUCAGUUGACUGAGGGUCUGCUGUUUUGACCUGAGUGAAAUUUUGUUGCUCCCGUUGGAGGUAUUUUGUUUGGGAAGAUGAGUUUGCCGGACAGCGAAGCUUCUACGUCUCUCCGUCUUAAGGAGCUUGAGGUUGAACUGCUCCGUUUGAAAAUCAAAAAGAAGGAAGUUUGUUAUGAGUUUGAGCUCAGAAAAAUUAAGGAGGAAAACUACAGGCAAAUCUGCCUAAAGGAGCUCGAAUUGCAACAAGCCACCUCAGUUGUACCACCUCCUUCCUUUUGUGUGACACCAUUUGAUGUGGACAAAUGUGUUAAAUCUGUACCUCCACUAGGUGACAGGGACAUUAAUGAGUAUUUUGCUCUGUUUGAGAAUGCUGCUAGGGUGUUGCAGUGGCCUAAAACUGUCUGGUCACUUUUGCUGCGGAGAGUCCUUACUGGGAAGGCACAAGAAGCGGUGGUGUCCUUGCCAGCCACUGAGAGUCUGGACUAUGACAGGGUGAAGGCUGAGGUGCUACAUGCAUAUGCACUUGAGCCUGAGGUUUGUGGAGGUGAUGGUGGAUUUAUCAGGAAAACAAAUGAUCUGGCUGACGACAAAGCCCUGAUAAACCAACAUGAUGAUCCCGUCUCUGUUAAUCAGGUUUCUGAUUUGGUUGGGAAACGUCCUGAAGUUUUUCCUGCCCAAGCCAGAAGGCAGGAGCAGGACGAAUCUGCAGAAAAGGACUUUCUAGACCUGAGUGACAGCUUCAUGGCUCAUUUUGAAACACCUGGCCUGCAGCCUGUCGAAAUUCAUGUUUGCAUUGGUGGCCAUGAGGCCAGAGUCCCUGAUCCCCCUCCGCUUGGGUGUUUACCCUUUUCUGGAACUGCUUCAAAGGGACCAACUGUGUUUCCUCUGAAGCAACUGAUCUUAAACAUGCGUUACCUUUUAUUAACAUCCCACUUAGUAAUAGGUGCUCCAAGGAACCAAAGCAGGACUGGACUUCAGUGCCAGCUUCUGAAGCCAUCCUCAACUCACACACAACCAAGGCAGACCUUUUACAGGAGAGGUGGCUCUGUGAUGAUGAACUUGAGAAUUCUGGAGCAUUUGUUCUUCAAGGACUGGGCCCUACAGGUUUUGAGUUAUUCCACCACAAAACCUGUUGGUGGAAUGAAUCAGUGCAAAAGAUCAGCAAGACCUCAAAGUUGCCUUUAAAAAGAACAUUUAGUCUGACAGUAUUGCUUGUGAACAUGUUUAUUUUUUCAUUUUUCUACUUGCAGGAAACUGGCCCCCAUGUUCACAAGUUUAUGGGUGGAGGUGUUAUGUCUUGCUGCUUCUGCUUUGCUGCAUUCCAUGUCAUUCUGCUCACCUGGCAGGUGAAGCCAAUGAUCUUGAUCAGCACCUGCCAGGUAUUUAAGUCAGAGGAGGCCAUAACCAGGAGAGAGGCAUGCAGAGAGAGCAGAGCAGGAGGCUGAGGAACAGUGGGUUGAGUUGGAGCUGUGCUGGUUGGUUGGUUGUUUCCAUUUUUGAUUCCCUCUUGGUCCUCAGCAGUCUUAUACUGCUGGGUUUUGUUAUUUUAGUUUGGGGUUGGACCUUGGUAGUCCUUAUUUGCGGGCUUUGUUUAUUUUGUUUCAAUAGUUACAUUUUGUUAGGCAGCCUUAGCAGGGACCUGCUGACUCCGACGGUCAACGUGGCUGGGUCAGUUGUCUCCCUGAAUUAUUUUCUGUUUGGCCAAGGCUCCAAUCCCUUUGUUUUGUCUAUUGUUGGGACCAGCACAGUAAUUAUUGCUUUCUGUUUUACAGGACACAGGUUAUUUCUACCAUCUAAUAAACUGUGUUCCUAAA